AUGAAUAAAGUAGAUAAAGAAGAGGAAUCUUUGAGAGAUGACCUUAAAAAGCUCUUUUAACUCUUGAAAUCUGAAAAACCAUAAGGAAGCGGUAAUAAUGAUGAAAUUGAAAAAUCUACAUUGAUGGCAUUAAUGCUUUAUUUGGAUCUUUAAAAAAAUGAACCUGAAUUUUUUGAUUACGUGAAAGAUAAAUUAAACUCUAAUACACCAAUUAAUGAAAAAACAUUCAUAGACAUACUGUUGAAACCAGAAAUAAGCUUCUAAAACUUAUAAACUGAAAAGAUGGCUUCAUAUUUUAAGAUAUUUGAUACUGAAAAGAAAGGCUCAUUUUCUUGUGAAGAUUUUAUGAAAUUAUACAGAGAAUCACCAGAAUAUAAAAAUAUGGAACCAAGUUAAAGAAGUGAUGUUGAGAAAUAAAUAUAGGAAAGCUUCGAUAUAAUGAAGAAAGAUAGCAGAAAUGAAAUUACUCCAAUUGAAUUUUAUAACAUAAUAAAUUUUAACCAAUGA
Messenger RNA from Tetrahymena thermophila SB210, 507 nucleotides. RefSeq lists its product as hypothetical. Gene Ontology annotation, molecular function: calcium ion binding. The record is from RefSeq and is a predicted model, not a curated record. The transcript has 3 exons. Lineage: Eukaryota; Ciliophora; Oligohymenophorea; Hymenostomatida; Tetrahymenidae.